Molecule: messenger RNA, 1596 nt
Organism: Aspergillus calidoustus
Lineage: Eukaryota; Fungi; Ascomycota; Eurotiomycetes; Eurotiales; Aspergillaceae
Source: the annotation of a GenBank genome assembly
AUGCCCACUGUCCAUUUGCUCGACUACGUCGCUGGAAAUGUGCGCUCCCUGGUCAACGCUAUUAACAAAGUAGGAUAUGAUGUUGAGUGGGUGAAAUCACCCAGUGAUUUGAAGGAUGUCGAGACACUCAUUCUACCGGGAGUUGGUCAUUUCGGCCAUUGUCUUUCUCAACUUUCGAGCGGCGGUUACCUAGAACCCAUUAGACAACACAUAGCCUCGGGAAAGCCAUUUAUGGGCAUUUGCGUUGGUAUACAGGCUCUCUUUGAGGGCUCCGAGGAAGACGCAAACGUUCCUGGCCUUGGAGUCGUCCCAGUGAAGAUGCAAAAUUCUUCUGGAGGCCAGAGUUUUUACGGUCUCAAUCCAAGCAGCAAGUACUAUUACGUUCAUUCUUAUGCUGCGCUAUACGAACCGGGCGUCCUCGAGCGCGACGGCUGGUUAGUUGCUACAGCAAAGUAUGGGGAGGAAACGUUUAUUGGCGCGAUUGCGAGGGACAAUAUCUUCGCCACUCAGUUCCAUCCCGAAAAGAGUGGACAGGCCGGUCUGCGAACCCUCCGCGCCUUCUUGAACGGUGAUAAAUUGCAAACCCUCGCAUCAGAUGAUUCGAGUCGUACGGAAGAAAAGAAUGGACUUACUCGCCGGAUCAUUGCUUGCCUCGAUGUCCGCACAAACGACGCUGGCGACCUUGUCGUCACGAAGGGCGAUCAGUACGAUGUUCGGGAAAAGGAUGGUGCAGAUGCAGGAGGCCAGGUGAGAAACCUAGGGAAACCCGUGGACAUGGCAAAGAAAUAUUAUGAGCAAGGGGCCGACGAGGUCACGUUUCUGAACAUCACGUCCUUCAGAAAUUGCCCGGUGGCUGAUCUCCCGAUGCUUGAAAUCUUGAGGAGAACAUCAGAGACCGUCUUCGUGCCUUUGACGAUCGGGGGCGGCAUCAGGGAUACUGUGGAUACAGAUGGCACUCACAUACCGGCGCUCGACGUGGCGACAAUGUAUUUCAAGUCAGGGGCUGACAAAGUCAGCAUCGGCUCGGAUGCUGUUAUCGCCGCCGAAGAGUUUUAUGAAGCUGGCGAGGUUCUUUCCGGCAAGACGGCUAUUGAAACUAUCUCAAAAGCUUAUGGUAAUCAGGCUGUCGUUGUAAGCGUUGACCCGAAACGCGUAUAUGUGACCAAGCCAGAGGAUACAACACACCAUACAAUUGAAACAAAACACCCCAAUGCUGCUGGGCAAACUUUCUGCUGGUAUCAGUGCACCAUCAAGGGUGGUCGGGAGACGCGUGACUUGGAUGUUUGUCAAUUGGUGAAAGCUGUGGAAGUCAUGGGGGCCGGAGAGAUCUUGCUGAACUGCAUCGACAAGGACGGAAGCAACAGCGGGUUCGAUCUAGAGCUCAUAAACCUCGUCAAGGCUGCGACAACGAUACCGGUCAUUGCUUCCAGCGGAGCAGGCGUGCCCAAGCACUUUGAGGAAGUGUUCGAACAGACAACGACCGAUGCCGCUUUGGGUGCUGGAAUGUUCCAUCGUGGUGAGUAUACCGUUGGUGACGUGAAAAAUUACCUCGGUAGCAAAGACUUCCUAGUCAGGCGGUUCGAAUCUGAUAUCUGA